This is a messenger RNA of Penaeus indicus, 537 nucleotides long. RefSeq names its product cuticle protein 19-like. The record is from RefSeq and is a predicted model, not a curated record. Bases 1 to 537 code for a protein of 178 amino acids. Gene Ontology annotation, cellular component: extracellular matrix. The transcript has 4 exons. Lineage: Eukaryota; Metazoa; Arthropoda; Malacostraca; Decapoda; Penaeidae.
AUGGCAGCCGUCCUGUACAUCGUUUCUAUUGUAUUUGACGUAAUUCAACCAGACGUAUUGAUCUUCGCCAACUGGCCGCCAGCGCACGGUCUCUCACGCAAGUCUUACCGCAGAACCUUGGAGGGUCAAGCCCAGGUUGCGCUCAAAACUGUUAAGAAUGGGAACACAGGCAAGAUGACAUUAGGGAAGAGUGUGCUCAUCGUUGUCGCCGCCCUCGUGGCUAUGGCUGUCGCCCGCCCUGAAGAUACUCCUGGGUAUGGGUACUCUGCCCCAGCAUCUGGUUCUCCGCCCGCCCAGUACGACUUCAACUACGCUGUCAAAGACGAAUACUCCAGUAACGACUUCGGUCACCAAGAAGACCGCGAUGGUUACGAUACCCGUGGUUCCUACUACGUCCUCCUUCCCGACGGUCGUCUGCAGAAGGUCACCUACUCCGUCAACGGCGACUCCGGCUUCGUGGCCGAAGUCAGUUACGAGGGAGAGGCCAAGUACCCUGCUGAACAGCCUGCUUACAACCCUACUCCUUCGUAUGCCUAA